This is a messenger RNA of Linum trigynum, 2860 nucleotides long. NCBI's taxonomy places the organism in Eukaryota, Viridiplantae, Streptophyta, Magnoliopsida, Malpighiales, Linaceae. The record is from the annotation of a GenBank genome assembly.
ACCACCAAAAAAAUCAACGAAGUUACGAGAGAAACUCUGGUGUUGCUGUCUGAUUGCUGGAAAGAUGGCUAAUAAUAGGUAAGAGACGUAUUUAUUUUUUAAUGUGUUCUUCAAAUGCUAUGAUGAUUUUGUUCAGUUAGUAAUUAGCGAGUUUGUUUUUUAUGUAGUGGUUUUAGAAGAUUUGAACUAGCUGUUCGGUGGAAAUCAGAGAAGGUAGAGGACAAUUUGGGCGCCCAUUUCGUUGGUGGUAGAAGUUUUCAGUUGACGGUUCCAUCCAGAGUGAACUAUCAUAAACUUUGUGAUAAUCUAAUUCGGAGAAUACGGCGUAAAGACGAAGCAGUACAAGAUAGUGUUGUGAAUACAGGUUGCACUUAUUGUCUUCCAAAAUGGCAGAGUGGGGGUUUUAUUCUAUUAUAUGCGAUGCCUAUUGUGGAUGGUGAUAGCUUGAAUGUACUUUGAAAUUUUAUGGCACAAAACCCUUAUUGUUUGGGUGCUGAGAUACAUGCUGAGUUUAGUGAGGAUCGGGGUGGAGAGGAAGAAGAUGACACAUGGAGCAUGCCAUCCGAUCAUGACUAUGAUGACGGUGAUGACGGAGAGGAGGAAGAUGAUGAUGAGGAGGAGGAGGAGGAGGAAGGAGAGCAGCCUAAUUAUCCUCCGUAUUUUUACUUGCAGGGUAAUGAAGAGGGCGAUGAAUUAUGUGUUGCUGAUUCAUAUGGCGUAAUUCCAAUGCCUAUUGUUGCUAGUUUUGAUGGAGAAUUCUACAAGGGGCAUAUAUUUUACUCCAAACAAGCUGCUCAGGUGGCGAUUAAACACUAUGCACUACAACGCAACUUUCAGUAUAACGUGGUGGAGUCGUCACCUUCGAUCUGGAAGAUCAAAUGUUUGAAGCACAAGGAUGACAAUUUUUCUUAGAUGGUGUGGUUUGGAUGUCGAGAUGUGGGAGGCGAAUGGACUGUGAGAAAGGCCGAGUUGGUGCAUUAUUGUAGCAGUACGACUCAACCGACUGAUCAUCGCCAUCUUGAUGUCGACGUUAUAUCUGGGUUCGUGAAACACUUGGUACGUGCCCAACCAAAUCUGAGUGUUCUAACUGUGCAGGCCGAGAUGAAAGAUAAGUUUAAUAUGCAAGUUACUUAGAAAAAUGCUUGGUAUGGGAAACAAAGAGCAUCGGAGAAGUUGCAUGGGAAUUGGGAAGAAUCCUACGACUAUUUGUAAACAUUCUUGCGGGUGGUAAAGAGAAAGAUGCCAACAUCGGUGAUUGAUUGGGUAAGAAUUCCUUCAGCUCAACCAGGAUAUUCGAUAUUUCAGCGAGUAUUCUGGGCUUAUGGACCUUGUAUAGAUGGAUUCAAUAAUUGUCCAGGAGUCAUGGUUGUUGAUGGAACAUUUCUUACUGGAAAGUAUAAAGGCGUGCUACUCAUGGCGAGCUCAUUUGAUGGCCGGAAGAAGAUUUUUCCAAUUGCAUUUGCCAUAGUGGAGAACGAGAAUACUGAUAGUUGGCCAUGGUUCAUUAGUCACUUUCAAGGUUUGACCGAUCGAAAUGAUGUAUGCAUCAUUUUAGAUAGACAUGCGGGACUCUAUGAAGCCAUGAAUAACAUCGGAAGAGGCUGGGAGUGGAGGUGGUGCAUGCGAUACUAUGCAAGCAAUUUGCAAAGGAAGACUAAAAGCAGGAUUAUGUAUAAGCAACUAUUUCGAGUCGUUAAGCCUUUUUCAUUUAUUUUUGUUAUUUAUUUUAAUGUAUUAUUUAUUUUAAUGUAAUUUUUUCAUGAAUCUAUCUAACUCGUGUGGUUGUUUAUUUUGUUAGCCGGAGAAAAAUGAUUGGAGAAGUUCGAUCGUCAAGUUGAACAAUUUAAGAAGGUGGUCGUUGAUAAAAAUAUUUCUUGUGAUAACCGGGUGGACCAACAUCAGAUUCAUUGGAUCUUAGCACAUGAUAACUACAAUGGUGGGCGUCGUUGGUCUAUCAUGACAUCCAACAUGGCAGAGAGCAUCAAUGGUGUUUUCAAAGGUAUUCAUUCACUUCCUAUAGCUUCUCUUGUGCAACAUACCUAUUGGAGAUUGUUGGAGAAAUUCGAUAAGAUGAGGUUGGAGACAGAAGCACAAAUUAGAAGUGUUCAUAGUACUCCAUCAAGUGCGAAGAGCUGAUGAAGCCGUGGUCACAAAAGGUAGUUGGACAUUCCGUGACAGCGGUUGAUCAACGUCAAGGCAUCUAUGUAGUUCAGACUCCUCCCAAGUCCCAACAAUUUCAACAUGACGGGUUCAAACACACUCACAGUGCACUUCGACGACAGCAACCGGACGGGAUUUUGCACUUGUGGGAAAUUUCAAGGAAAUAAAAUUCCUUGCUCUCAUGCCAUUGCAGCUUGCAACCGAAUGGGGGCUGAUCCGUAUAGGUUUGUAAACAACGUUUACAAGCUUUCAACAGUGUUGGCUUGUUAUGGGACAAGUUUCACACCUCUUGGUGAACCUAAGGGUUGGAAGAAGUAUAAUGACCCUACUCUCCAUCCUAAUUUGCACAUGGUUAGGAAGUCGGGGAGGCCAAGAUCAACAAGAAUUCACAACGAAAUGGAUUGGCCAAGGGAGGGUGCAUCACACCAAGUGUGUGGCAACUGUAACCAAGAGGGACAUAAUGCAUCAACAUGUGGUGGCCAGACAAGUGGGAGUGGGAGCAAUUGAAGAGGGAGUGGUGGCCGACAAAGUGCGAGAGGUGGUAGAAGAUGGUUAUUCUGCAGGUACCCCCAGAUUUAGUAGGCUCUGCUGUCACUCAUGUGGCAUGUGGGUUGCUAUGUUCCUAGGUUAUCAAAAUUCACAAUUGUAAAAAAAAAAAAAAUUGCUCAUCCACAAGGCAAAGUAAAUGCAGUGGUUGAUU